Messenger RNA from Solanum dulcamara, 2163 nucleotides. RefSeq names its product bifunctional 3-dehydroquinate dehydratase/shikimate dehydrogenase, chloroplastic-like. Gene Ontology annotation, molecular function: shikimate 3-dehydrogenase (NADP+) activity; 3-dehydroquinate dehydratase activity. NCBI's taxonomy places the organism in Eukaryota, Viridiplantae, Streptophyta, Magnoliopsida, Solanales, Solanaceae. The transcript is spliced from 9 exons. Bases 293 to 1849 code for a protein of 518 amino acids. The record is from RefSeq and is a predicted model, not a curated record. Gene Ontology annotation, biological process: chorismate biosynthetic process; shikimate metabolic process.
ACUAUUUCUACGGGAUGCCGCAGUACUUUUGCAAAUGAUUCAAACUUUGUCAUUCUUAUCUUUACGUUUUCAAAGUUGUUGGGUUGCAAAAAAGAUUCUACAACCCCCAUUACUUAAAUUACUUACCUAUCUUUCCCCAACCUACUCAACAACAAAUACAUUUCCGAAAAAGACAAGUAAAGCUUCGUCAUUCAUUUUUUUAUGUUUCAAUUUUGCAUAUAAAUAGUAGUCAACCAAUUACCCAAUCCACAUUAUUUUCCUUGAUUACCCAUUGUUUUAUUGGUUUGUGGAAAUGGGUAGUGUUGGAUUGUUGAAGAAUUCCGCCAUGGUUUGUGCUCCAUUAAUGGCCACAUCAGUGGAGGAAUUAGUUCAUGAUAUGCUUCAGGCAAAAUCACAAGGUGCAGAUUGUGUUGAGAUUAGACUUGAUGCUAUCCACAACUUCCAACCCCACAAAGAUCUUCAAAUUCUCUUCAAAAAUAAGCCGCUUCCUGUUCUCAUUCUUUACAGGCCAAUAUGGGAUGGAAAUAAGUUUGAAGAUGAUGGCCACAAGCAGUUGCAAGUCCUUCGGUUGGCUAAAGAAUUGGGGGCUGAUUAUGUUGAGUUGGACCUCAAGAUAGCUAGUGACUUCACAAAAAAAGAAAAGUCGAGGUGGAGUAGUGGUUGUAAAGUAAUUACAUCAUGUUUCGUGGACAAUGUGACCUCUAAAGAAGACCUCAGCCAAGUUGUUGCAUCCAUGCAAUCUACUGGUGCAGAUAUCCUCAAAAUUGUUACAAAUGCAAAUGACAUUACAGAACUAGAGAAAACGUUUCACUUGCUUUCACAUUGCCAGGUGCCGCUUAUUGCGUACUCUGUUGGGGAAAGAGGUCUCAUAAGUCAGUUGUUGGGCCCAAAAUUCGGUAGUGUCCUAUUAUAUGGAUCUCUUGAUGGUAAUGCAGUGCCUGGUCUGCCUUCUCUUGCCAGCCUUAGACAAGCUUACAGAGUUGAUUUUAUGGAUAAUGAUACUAAAGUUUUCGGGCUCAUUUCUAAACCAGUGGGUCAUAGUAAAGGACCUAUUUUGCAUAAUCCUACAUUUAGACAUGUGCGGUACAAUGGAAUUUAUGUUCCAAUGUUUGUGGAUGAUCUUAAGGAGUUCUUUAGAGUCUACUCAAGUCCUGACUUUGCUGGUUUCAGUGUUGGGAUUCCAUACAAGGAAGCAGUGGUGAAUUUUUGCGAUGAAGUUGAUCCACUGGCUGAGUCCAUAGGGGCUGUAAAUACUAUCAUACGCAGGCCUUACGAUGGGAAGUUAAUUGGUUAUAACACAGAUUGUGAGGCUUCUAUAACAGCCAUUGAGGAUGCUUUGAAAGUAAAUGGACGUACAAAUGGAGCAGCUUUUCUUCCUUCUUCACUCGCUAGGAAAUUGUUUGUGCUGGUGGGUGCUGGAGGUGCAGGAAGAGCUCUGGCAUUCGGAGCCAAGAGCAGGGGAGCUCGAAUUGUGAUUUUUGAUAUUGAUUUUGAUAGAGCAAAGGCUCUUGCUGCCGCAGUUUCUGGUGAAGCUCUGCCAUAUGAAAAUUUAGCUUCUUUUCAGCCGGAAAAAGGUGCAAUCCUUGCCAAUGCAACACCUAUCGGAAUGCAUCCAAAUAAAGAUAGGAUACCUGUGCCUGAGGCUAGCUUGAAGGAUUAUGUAGUGGUGUUUGAUGCUGUGUAUACACCUAGAAAGACUACUCUAUUGGAAGACGCUGAGGCUGCUGGAGCAGUCAUUGUCAGUGGAGUUGAAAUGUUUCUUAGACAGGCUAUUGGGCAGUUCAACCUUUUCACGGGAAGCAAAGCACCGGAAGAAUUCAUGCGUGAGAUCGUUAUGGCAAAAUUUUAAUCAUCAAGAAUUUCUCUCCCACUCACACAUAGUGGGUCAACUCUUAUUCCUAUUCUGUAACUUUCAUACAUUACGACUAGACCGUGCGACCAGUGCAUACUUCGAGAGCUUCGCUGCUAUACAUCUGUUAGGAAUAUACAACAUCUCGAUCAAUGAAACUUAGAGUAGAUUAUAGUAUGCAGUACCCUAGAUCAUUUAUCACAUUCAUAUUUCUCAUCAUCACUUUUUCUUAAUUUUGAGUUUAUCAUUAUGUACUUGUCUCAUAGACAAACAUAAAGGACGUCAAUGAACACAAUUGAUGUGAUAACAUUCAA